Eruca vesicaria subsp. sativa (arugula) is the source of this 1913-nucleotide messenger RNA. Lineage: Eukaryota; Viridiplantae; Streptophyta; Magnoliopsida; Brassicales; Brassicaceae. The record is from the annotation of a GenBank genome assembly.
AUGUUUCCUCGAAAAUGGAAGCGUGUUUCUAAAGGAACUCAUAGCCGACUGUCUUACCUGAUCAAGAGAUUUACAAGCCGAGUGGUUGAUGAUGAAGAGAAUGCUUACAAUGAUAUCGUGUUAUCUGCUCGGGUAAGUAAUCACAGUGGUUUCCUCAAACUCAUUGGUUCUUGUCUCGAAUUUCCUCAUCCUGUGUUGUUAUUUGAAGACCUAGAAUAUAGACCUUUGAACCAUCUAGGAAGUCUUGGUCAUGAGGUCGAGCCUGUGUUGCCGUGGAAUGUACGUUUGAAAAUUGCCAAGGAGGUCGCGGUUGCUAUAACUUAUCUUCACACUGCUUUCCCUAGAAUCAUUAUACACCGAGAUAUCAAGCCUACGAAUGUUUUCUUGGAUAAGAAUGGGACUGCUAAGCUCAGUGAUUUCUCCCUUGCCGUUGCACUCCCUGAGGGUAAAACGUGGAAGUUAGAGCGGGUGUUUGGAACUUUUGUAUACAUAGAUCCUAUUUAUCAGUUGACGAGCAUAGUGACAAAAUACGUAGAUGUAUUCAGCUUUGGAAUUUUUAUGCUGGUCCUUCUGCUGGGAAGACUACCACUUAUGGCUGGAUCACAUGGUUACAUGGAUAAUGGUACUAGUAUUCUUGACCAUGUGAAGGGUUUGCGAGAGAGAGGAGAACAUGUUGAAUUUGGGGGUGAUUUGAACAACAUGAGGCCUAUUGAGAUGAAAAUGCUUCUCGACCUGGCACUCGAAUGCUGCAAGGAGAGGAAAAAAGACAGGCCAAAGAUGAUUGUGGUUGCAAAACAGAUUAAGCUUAUAGAAAGAUACUCUAUUGUCUUAUCUGCUCGGGUAAGUAAAUACAUUGGUUUCCCCAAACUCACGGUAUGUUCCCUUGAAGACUUAGAAUAUAGAGCUUUGAACAUAAGAGGAAGUCUUGGUUCCGAGGACGCGCCGGUAUUGCCUUGGAGUGCAAGACUGAAGAUUGCAAAGGAGGUUGCGACUGCUAUAACUUAUCUUCACACUGCUUACCCUAGAAUCAUUAUACAUCGAGAUAUCAAGGCAACAAAUGUUUCUUUGGAUAAGAAUGGGAGGGCUAAGCUCACUAAUUUCUCCCUUACCAUUUCACUCCCCGAGGGUAAGACGUGGAUUGAAGAUAGUGUGACUGGAACUCCUGGAUACUUAGAUCCUCUUUAUUACUUGACAGAGAUAGUGUCGGAAUACACUGAUGUCUACAGUUUUGGAAUUUUUAUGCUGGUUCUUCUGCUGGGAAGACAACCACUUCUUGCUGGAUCAGAUGGUUAUGUAGAAAUUGGUUCUCAUAUUCUUGAUUAUGUGAAGCAUCUGCGAGAGAGAGGAGAACAUGUUGAAUUUGGGGGUGAUUCGACCGACAUGAGGCCUAUUGAGAUGAAAAUGCUUCUCGACCUGGCACUCGAAUGCUGCAAGGUGAGAAAAGAAGACGGGCCAAAGAUGAUCGUGGUUGAAAAAGAGAUUAAGCUUAUAGAAAGAUACUCGAUUGUUAAAAACUUAUGAUUAUGGGACUGCCAGAAAAUUUGUGAGAGCAUGCUCAUACUAAGGUUGUGUAUUGUGUACUAUUGAUGUCCCAUUUCUUAUCAUUAAUACUAUGUACGAUUUAAUUUCCGCGAAAAACUUUCAUUUUGAUAAUAGAGUUCUAAAAGCAGGCAGAACAUGUGACAUGGUUCUCAUUUUCAGAUAAGUUAGAUGUUGAAGUUAGAUCUAAAAGCAGGAAACAUAGUUUCCCAAAACUUGCUUGAAUUGAUUUUGUUGAAUUUUCUAAAAUUAUUUUGUUGAAUUUUCUAAAAUUCAGAAUUGGACUACCACACAGAAGUUUGAUGUUGAUCACUCAAAUUCCACAUGCAGAAGAGUAGGUUUCUAUAUACUAAAAAAGUUGAUUCUGAAACUAC